AUGAUAUACUAUCUUUCUGUAUUAUCUUUAUUAAUCAUUCAAUUUAUUGAACCAAUGCAAGGUGAAUGUUCCGGUGGGAUGUGGCCUAUACAAGACACAAAUAUUGGUACAUUCACUGUUUCAUGGCGAUAUAAUUUUGUUUCGAAUACUGUUCAAUUUAUAAUUGAAGGAAAAGUCAUCGAUAGUAUUAAUCUUGCAUCGACAUAUAUUGCAAUUGGAUGGUCUGAUGCGACAUCAGCUACGAAUAAUGCAGAUAUUGCAAUGUUCUUUCCAGGAACUCAAACAGUUCAAGAUCGAUAUUCUCGAGAAUCUAACAGUUCAUUAAUUGAUAGUCAACAAGAUUUUUGUAUUUUUCGUACUAAUACAACUGAUAAAAAUAUUUAUGUUGCAUUUGAACGAUAUAUUGAAACAGGAGAUUCAAAAGAUAUUAAUUUUAUGUCAAAUCUCAAUCUUAUAUUUUCUAUGGGAUCAUACAUAUUUACAACUACUUACAAUCCUCAACAACAAUUUUUUCGUAUUGUAUCUCAAACUAGUGUAAAUCUUCUUUAUUGUGUUUCAAAUGGUUGUUUAACAACAAGUUGUACAACAACAGCAUGUCCAUGUUUAGAACAGAUUACAACGGGUUCUGCACAAUGUAUUUGUUUUCCACCAUCAUCAUGUAUUUCAGGUUCAACAAUUACAACAAGAACAACAAUGCCUGUUUCAACAACGACUUUAUCAUCAUCUGCAAGUAUGAAUGGUACAUGUCAAUGUGUAAAUGGUGGUACCUGUUUAUCAAAUGGAGUUUGUUCAUGUACUAGUCGUUAUCGAGGAAAAUUCUGUCAAAUAAAUAAUCCUUGUGUGGAUUAUUGUCGUAAUAAUGGUAAUUGUUCAGUUACCUGUACAGAUACAUCAUGUGGAUCACCAGUUUGUGUUUGUGUAAAUGGUUAUCUUGGUGUACAAUGUGAGACGAAUGUUGGCGGACAAUGUCAAUCAAAUCCUUGUGUAAAUGGAAAUUGUACAACAUUAACAAAUGGUGCUUUUCAAUGUCAAUGUAUUAAUGGUUAUUCUGGAGUUCGUUGUAAUUUAAUCAGUAGUUGUUUAUCAAAUCCAUGUAAUCAAGGUAUUUGUAUAACAUCAACAAAUUGUCAGAAUUCAGUUUGUGGUUAUUCUUGUCAAUGUCCCAAUGGAACAGCAGGUACAAAUUGUGAAAUUGUUGGUGAUCCAUGUUUCAGUAAUCCAUGUCAAAAUCGUGGCAUUUGUUCUAAAUCAUCAAAUGGUUAUUCAUGUAAAUGUUCACCACCGUACGGUGGUUUACUUUGUGAAUUGAUUAUAAAUAUAUGUACACCAAAUCCUUGUUUAAAUGAUGGUGAAUGUGUUCGAAGUACAAAUAUACAAGAUGGAACAUAUCGAUGUAAUUGUCGAACUAAUUUUGUUGGCGCAAGCUGUGAAUACAUAAGCGGUUGUAUAUCUUCACAAUGUCGAAAUGGUGCACAAUGUGUAUCAUCAACUACAAAUUGUCCUGCAGGAUUAUGUUCUGCUACUUGUAAAUGUUUAAGUGGUACAACUGGUGUUUAUUGUGAGCAACAGGUUAUGCCAUGUUCAACAUAUCCUUGUGUGAAUGGUGGAAUAUGUUCAGUAAAUCCAAUGAAUAAUAUUUCUUAUUGUCAAUGUCCAUCAGGUACAACUGGUGAUCGAUGUGAAACAGUAUUAUCAAUGUGUACAAGUGCAACUUGUUCAAAUAAUGGUGUUUGUUAUAUUGAUGCAUCAUCUGGUAAUAAUACAUUACGAUGUGUAUGUUCUCAAGGUUUUACUGGUCAGAAUUGUCAAAUAUCAUUAAAUUCAUUAAGUACUUGUUCACAAAAUCCUUGUGGAUUUAAUGGUACUUGUUAUUCUACGUCUAAUUCAUCUUAUUAUUGUAUUUGUCCCAAUGGCUUAAUCGGACAAUCUUGUAAUUCAAAUACAUUAACAUCAUGUUCAGAUUCUCCUUGUCAUUAUUUAGCAAAAUGUCAAACUAUACCAAAUAAGAGUCCAGUAAGUUAUCAGUGUGUUUGUCCAGAUUAUUUAACUGGUGAUCGAUGUCAAUAUGUAAAUAAUUGUCAAAAACAACCAUGUUAUAAUCAAGGUACUUGUGUACCAAUGGGUCCACAAAAUAAUUUUAUGUGUUUAUGUCAACCAGGAUUUGGACAUUAUGAUUGUUCAAUAUAUUUGGGUUUAGCAUGUAAUUCAAAUGUAUGUUUAAAUGGAGGUACAUGUGAUUAUAAUAAUGCAAAUAUUCGAUGUAUUUGUCCAAAUGGUUUUACCGGACCACGUUGUGAAUGGAAUACGGUUUGUUCAUCGAAUACAUGUCUAAAUGGUGGGACAUGCAGACAAAUAGCUGUAACAAUGGCUGAAUGUUUAUGUGCAACUGGUUUUACUGGACCAACUUGUAGUUUACGAGAUUCUUGUGUUAAUUUCCCCUGUAAAAAUGGUGGUGCUUGUACAACAUUACUGACAAAUACUGGCACUAAUUGGUCAGCAUAUCGAUGUGUAUGUCCACCAGGAAUUUAUGGACAAAAUUGUGAUACACCUAUAAGUUCAUGUGCAAAUAUGCUUUGUCCAUCCAAUAAAAUUUGUAGUGAACAACCAACAGGACCUAUAUGUACAUGUUCCGGUAAUAAAGUUGGAACAUUUUGUCAAUAUGAUAAUCCAUGUACUAUUUCAUCAUCAUCACCAUCAUCUUAUUGUUUAAAUGGUAGCACAUGUGUUGCAUCAAAUACCGAUCCUCCAAUUGCGACAUGUCUAUGUCGUGAAGGUUUUUCAGGUCCACAAUGUAAUCUACAAAGAUUAAAUGAGCCAUGUUCAAGUAAUCCAUGUCAAUCACGUGGUUAUUGUGCAUUAGGAAGAUCAAAUACAUCUUAUUCAUGUAUUUGUUCAAAUAAUUAUACAGGCGCUUUAUGUGAAAGAAGUAAUCCAUGUAUAUCAUCUCGAUGUUUAAAUAAUGGAGUUUGUCAAAGUCAAUGGAAUACAACGCAUACUUGGUAUACAUGUACUUGUACUCAAACAUUUACAGGACCCAAAUGUGAAACAUCAUUACUUAAUCCAUGUGGUGGAUUAUGUAUGAAUGGAAGUCCAUGUGUUAAUGGUGUAUGUGUUUGUCCAGCACAAUACACAGGAACAUUUUGUGGAUAUAGUAAUCCAUGUCAAAGUUCUUUAUGUCGAAAUGGUGGUCUCUGUCAACCUAAUUAUAAUUCAACAAGUGUUUCAUUUACAUGUACUUGUCAAAUUCCAUACACCGGUGUGUAUUGUGAAACAUUAAUGACUCCACAAGUACCUGGUACUUGUUUACUACCAUGUAAUAAUGGUGGUUCAUGUGUUAAUAGUAUGUGUAUGUGUACAUCACAAUAUAUUGGACCAUCAUGUCAAUAUGAAAAUCCAUGUACAAAAACGAAUCCAUGUUCAAAUAGUGGUACUUGUUUUGGUCGAUAUAAUGUAACUGGAGCAUUAUAUACACAAUGUUUUUGUCUUCAAGGUUACACCGGAGUGAAUUGUGAAACAACAAUUUGUACAUCAACAUCAUGUAAUGGUGGUAUAUGUACAGCAACUCAAAAUAGUUUUAUUUGUACAUGUCCGACAGGAAAAACGGGUGAUCGUUGUCAGUAUACAGAUCUAUGUGCAAGUAAUCCAUGUUCAGCAACUGAACGAUGUGAACAAACUGAAAAUGUUUAUAAAUGUAAUACAUGUUAUGAUAAAACUACAUAUUGUACAAUGUAUCAAACGCAUCGUGAAUAUUGUGAUAAUCGUUUUACAAUACUUGUUGACAAGAAUUAUAUUCCGGUGCUUGAAGCAUGUCAACGUUCAUGUGGUCAAUGUGGAACUACAAAAAAUUUAAAUGAUAUAAAUAUACCUGUUACAGUAAAUAAUGAUAAUGAUAGUGAUACAGCAACAUAUGACGAACAAAAUUAUACGACUUAUAUAACAACAACAACAAGUUCAAGUUCAUCAACGACACCAUAUCAAAAUAAUAUUAUAUUUUCUCGAAGUGAAAAAUGUUAUGAUGAUCGAAAAGAUUGUUUAAUGCAACAAGGAUAUGGGUUUUGUAACAUUUUUAAUGAAAAAUAUCCGAAUCAUUGUAUUAAUACAUGUAAUCCUCAAUGUGCUUCUAAUUUAUAA
Messenger RNA from Adineta steineri, 4131 nucleotides. The record is from the annotation of a GenBank genome assembly. Lineage: Eukaryota; Metazoa; Rotifera; Eurotatoria; Adinetida; Adinetidae.